AUGCUUGCCUACCCAAUGAAUUCAACUGCAGCUCAGUUAAAUCUUACAACAGCAUGCUCUCAAGAAAUCAUAAGCAAUAUAUUGCUAUCAAAACCCUGCAUUGCAAUUGAUUUAGAUGAAACACUCGUAUUCAGUUAUCAACUCCCUCCGAAAACAGAAUGCUUCCCUGUCAGAAUAGGUCGAAGGAGAGCAUAUGUAACAGUUAGACCAGGUGCGAUUGAAUUCCUAGACAAAAUCAAAGAAAUGUACGAGAUUUUCAUCUUUACAGCUUCAGAAAAGCCUUAUGCGGAUAAGGUUAUUGAUGCUAUCGCUCCAUACAUAGACCAGGAACAUCGUCUUUUUAGAGAUUCGUGUCAAUGUGCCGACGGAUAUCACGUCAAAGAUCUUCGUAUCUUAAAUCGUCCAUUGAACCGCGUUCUCUUAGUUGAUGAUAUGUGUGCCUCUGCGCUCUUCCAACGUAGUAAUCUUGUUAGAAUCACUCCUUGGAUGGGCGAAAAAGACGACACAGUUCUUCUCCAACAGCUUUUGCCAGUUCUUACACAUAUUUCAAAGGAAUUUGAUAUUGCUUCCACAGCUAUGCAGUUAUUAUCGACCAAUGUUUAUCCAUCAUUAUUCACAUAUUAA
Molecule: messenger RNA, 624 nt
Organism: Trichomonas vaginalis G3
Lineage: Eukaryota; Parabasalia; Trichomonadida; Trichomonadidae
Product: phosphoprotein phosphatase protein
Exons: 1
Coding region: 1-624 (207 amino acids)
Molecular function (GO): phosphoprotein phosphatase activity
Source: RefSeq, a predicted model, not a curated record